UAUCAACGUUAAAUUAGAUCAUGAACACAUAUCCCCAAAGUUUGAAGAGCGGUUUUGCCGUAGAUGCGCGGCUUCCCCGCCGUUAGGCAGUGUAGAAACGUGUCAUUCUAUGAGCAACGCGACCUCUGUGAUUCAUCCUAGGCCUGCGACUAAGGCUUGCGCUUAAGUUUUCUGUGUCAGUUGCGCAUUUCGUCGAACAUCUGUUGGGCUCAUAACUGAAAACACUUUCUCUGCGUUUGAUGUUUCCGAAUUUCAGGAAGAAUCAAUGAGGCACGCCGCUCUAAUUCUCCGUUACCAUAGCCAUGCAUCGUUCCGUUCUACAGGUUAUUAGAACUAUUUCCCGAGGCACCUUGUAGCUUUUCAAAGGAGGAGUGCUGUGAGCAUCAUUAUUUUUCAUUUCUUCAUGAUUGCCGCUGCAUGGAGGAGGGCAUGUCAGUGUUUAUCAUUAAGAGAAUGGAGUGGUCCUCGAGUAAAUGAAGAUCUUUGGUUUCCUUACAUUAUGCUGCAAAAGAGAUUUUUCUCCACCAGUUUUAAUAGUGUGCAUGGUGAGAGGCCAUCUGCUGAAUAUGCAAAGCAGAGGAAACAGUCUUUGGAACAAGAAUUCGGACACGCACUGGGGACACACAGCUCCAAAAGUGUGUCAAUAGUUUAUCGGUUUGGACCAUUCCUAGCCUUAUUCAGAGCAGCAGUUAUCUCAUACCACGUGUUAAAGUUGUCUGCAUGGCAACUCUUUGUUCAUGAUAUUCACAAACGUGCCACUAAGUUUUGCGAAACUCUAAUUCAGCUUGGACCAUUUUAUAUAAAGCUUGGACAGGCAUUGAGCACUAGACCAGAUAUAUUACCAACCAUAUAUUGUCAAGAGCUUACAAAAUUGCAGGAUCAAAUACCUCCCUUUCCAACAUCUGUCGCAAUGAGAUCUAUUGAAUCCCAGUUGGGUGCUCCUGUUUCGGAAAUCUUUGCCGACAUCAGCGCAGAGCCUAUUGCUUCAGCUUCUCUGGGGCAGGUUUAUAAAGCUCAUUUGCAUUCCGGAGAGCUGGUAGCUGUCAAGGUGCAGAGGCCUGGUAUGUCAUUGUCGUUGACUCUUGACGCAUUAUUGUUUCACAUGAUAGGCGGUCAAUUAAAACGUUUUGCCAAGGCUCGCAAGGAUUUGUUAGUUGCAGUGAAUGAGAUGGUCAGGCACAUGUUUGAAGAGAUAGAUUACAUCUUAGAAGGAGAAAAUGCCGAGAGGUUUGCUUCUUUGUAUGCUUCUCAUCCUGGUGAUGAUAGUCUUGGAAAUAAAUUCCAUGCUACGACUGGGAAUUAUGAGACAAACAGAGGUCAAGGCCUUAUUAGAGUUCCAAAAAUAUAUUGGAAGUAUACUCGUAAAGCAGUGCUGACAUUGGAAUGGAUAAAUGGAAUUAAGCUUACAAAUGAGGAAGCAAUAGCAAAGCUCCAAUUGAAGCGCAAGGACCUUGUUGACCAGGGACUGUACUGCUCUUUGAGACAAUUGCUUGAGGUGGGAUUUUUCCAUGCUGACCCUCAUCCUGGAAAUCUGGUUGCUACAGAUGAUGGAUCUCUGGCCUAUUUCGACUUCGGAAUGAUGGGAAAUAUUCCACGACACUAUCGUGUUGGCCUCAUUCAAGUGCUUGUGCACUUUGUUAAUCGUGACUCACUGGGUCUUGCAAAUGAUUUUUUAUCCCUUGGAUUUCUCCCUGAAGGUGUGGAUAUCCUAUUGGUUUCUAGUGCUUUACAAGCAUCCUUUGGUGAUGGGACCAGGCAAUCUCGAGAUUUUCAGAGCAUAAUGAAUCAGCUAUAUGAUGUGAUGUAUGAGUUCAACUUCUCUCUCCCUCCUGAUUAUGCUUUGGUGAUAAGAGCACUGGGAUCCUUGGAGGGGACAGCUAAAGCUCUAGACCCGGAUUUCAAAGUAGUUGAAAGUGCAUACCCAUUCGUCAUUGGGAGGCUUUUGGCAGAUUCAAGUCGUGAUAUGAGGAAAAUUCUGAGGGAACUGCUUAUUUGUAAUGAUGGAUCAAUAAGGUGGAACCGUCUUGAACGUCUGGUUGCAGCAAUUUCAGAAGAAGCUUUUGACCCUGCAGAGCAGCAUCUUAACUCUAAACAAGAUUCUUCAAAUCCUUUAAGAUGGAAAUCUUUCAACAUGCGAUCUGUUGUUGCUGCUACUGAGGAUCUUCUCAUAUUUAUCCUAUCUGAAAAAGGUCGGAGGGUACGCCUACAUCUCACAAGGGAUGUACUUCAAACAGUGGAUGCAUUCUUGCAGGACGCAGUGGUUGCUCAGAACUCUUAUGAAGAUUUCAAUGAGAGGAAAAGAUCGACAUCUGAGGAACACACAAGAAGGGUAUCAAAUGGCUUUCAAUAUUUCUGGGAGGCAGUGAAGAAGUCUCCAGAAGCAUGGAUUUCUAUGCUAGCUCGUAUGUCAGUAAAACCGGAGUUCCACAGCUUCAUGUUGGAUAUAGCAUCAGUCUUGAUGGAGAAAUCUAGCCGUAAAGUUCCCGAGACAACUUUGAUACAUUUAUCUAAAUUACUUCACGAUUUUGUAGACAGCUCUAAGUCUAACAAUAUAUGAGAUGGUGAGUUAGAUACUAUAGCCUGUAGGGGCCUUAGUUAAACAUGGGAUGGCGAGUUGACUACUGUAUAUAAAAACGCUAUCAAAUGUCGCUGACAUUUUAAGCCAACUACUAAUAUUUCAUCGUUGUAAAGGUCGAGUUUUCGUUCUUUGUGA
Molecule: messenger RNA, 2713 nt
Organism: Spinacia oleracea (spinach)
Lineage: Eukaryota; Viridiplantae; Streptophyta; Magnoliopsida; Caryophyllales; Amaranthaceae
Exons: 15
Coding region: 404-2557 (717 amino acids)
Source: RefSeq, a predicted model, not a curated record